GAGGGAGGUGUGACCUCGUUCCUCAUCUUCCUUCCUCAUCAUCAUCCCAUCACGGCGCUCACAAUGACGCUCCUCACGGCGCGCUCAGCAGUAGCAAUGAGGCCGCUCGUUAGGGCUCGCAGCUUGGCUGUGGCUUCCCCCUCAUCCUCGCAGCUGCUGACGCGAAGGACUCUGGCAGCGACCCCGCAUCGCCUCGUAUCGGCCAGCAGGCGCGCCUGCACCAGCAACAGCAAUGCUGCUCAGGCAUCAGCAUCCACCUCAACCUCUCUGGAGGCCCGUCCUGCCUUUGGAGCACCUCACGUAGCCUCAUCGGUCUUUGCACCACUCGACACGUUCGAGGAGCGCCACAUUGGACCACGAGCCAGCGAUGUGCCAGAGAUGCUACAGACGGUCGGGUACAAGACCCUCGACGAGUUCAUCGCAGACGCAGUACCACCGCAUAUCAGGCUCGAGGAGAGCUCAGUCGACCCGCAAGUCAUUCGACCGCUGGCUGAGAGCGAGCUGCUACGUAGAGGCGAGGAGAUUGCUUCGAUGAACCAAGUAUACAAGUCGCUCAUUGGCAUGGGCUAUCACAACACGCUGGUCCCUCAGGUCAUCCUGCGAAACGUUCUCGAGAACCCGGCUUGGUACACGAGCUACACUCCCUAUCAACCCGAAAUCUCUCAGGGUCGCCUCGAGUCGCUCAUCAACUUCCAGACGAUGGUCAAGUCACUCACUGCCCUCGACAUUGCCAAUGCCUCUCUCCUCGACGAGGGUACGGCAGCUGCAGAGGCCAUGAUCUUGGCGUACGGUCAAGCCCGCAGUAAGCGCAAGACGUUCCUCGUCGACCGUUCCGUUCUGCCUCAGACGAUUGCCGUUCUCAGACAGCGCGCCAAGGGCUUUGGCAUCAGCGUCGUCGUCUCUGACCUGCGCACUCAAGGCCUUCCCGCGGAGGACGACGUCAAGCGCGACGACAUUAUCGGCGCCCUCGUCCAAUACCCAGACGUCGACGGCAGGCUGCACGACUGGGCUCCCCUCGCCAAGGAUGUCAAGGAGGCAGGCGGUCUCGUUGUAGCCGCAACGGAUCUCCUUGCUCUCACCAUGAUUAAGCCUCCCGGAGAGUGGGGAGCAGACAUCGCCCUGGGCAACAGUGCCCGCUUCGGCGUACCCCCAGGGUACGGUGGGCCUCACGCAGCCUUCUUUGCCGUCUCGGACAAGCUGAAGCGCAAGAUCCCUGGUCGACUUGUUGGGCUCAGCAAAGAUCAACAGGGCAACGCUGCUUACCGCUUGGCGCUGCAAACGCGAGAGCAGCACAUUCGACGAGAGAAGGCCACGUCCAACAUCUGCACAGCGCAGGCCUUGCUUGCUAACAUGAGCGCAAUGUACGCCGUCUAUCAUGGACCACAGGGUUUGCGUCGUAUCGCUGCCAAGGUGCAUGCCCUGACGUGCGUGGUCAAGCACGAGGUUGAGAAGCUGGGCCUGCGAGUCAUCAACAAGGAUGGCGCCUUCUUCGACACGCUUACCAUCGACCUGGCCAAAGCUGGGAUUGGCGCCGUACGCGUUCACACCGAGGCGGCGAAUGCGCGCAUCAACCUGCGCCGUAUCUCAGACACGCGCGUCGGCAUUACGCUAGACGAGACGGUCACGAUCGAAGACCUCACAAACCUCCUCAACGUCUUCUCACGCAUUGUCAAGGACGGCGCUGACAGCUACAAGGCGGACGACCUCGUACGCAUCGGCAACGAGCUCUCCCUCGACUCCUCGAGUCUGGACGCCCUGCGCAUCGCCUCGGACUCCUUCGAUCGCACCAGCUCCUACCUCACCCAGCCCGUAUUCUCCUCGCAUCGUUCCGAGACCCAGAUGCUGCGAUACAUUCACUCGCUGCAAGCCAAGGACCUUUCCCUUGUCCACGCCAUGAUUCCCCUUGGUAGCUGCACAAUGAAGCUCAACGCCACCAGUUCAAUGGCCCUCCUCUCCAAAGCAGAGUAUGGCGCCUUGCACCCUUUCGCCCCCGAAGAGCAAGCACGCGGCUACGAUGUGCUCAUCCGCGAGCUCUCCAAGGACCUCUGCACCAUCACCGGCUUCCCUGCUGUGUCUCUUCAACCCAACUCUGGUGCCCAAGGCGAGUUCGCAGGCCUCUCCGUGAUCCGCGCCUACCUGGACGCCAAGGGCCAAAAGAAGCGCGACGUCUGCCUCAUCCCGGGCUCGGCGCAUGGGACGAACCCAGCGUCGGCCAUCAUGGCAGGCAUGAGGGUGGUAGCUAUCAAGAAUCAGCAGGAUGGGACGCUCGACCUCGAUGACCUUCGCGAAAAGGCCGAGAAGCACAGUGAGAACUUGGCAGCCUUCAUGGUCACGUACCCCUCGACGUACGGUGUCUUUGAAUCCGGUAUCCAAGACGCCUGUGAGAUCAUCCACAAGCACGGCGGGCAGGUGUAUAUGGAUGGGGCAAAUCUUCAGGCGCAAGUAGGAUUGACAAAUCCUGCAAUCAUUGGCGCGGAUGUUACGCACCUUAACCUGCACAAGACCUUCUCCAUCCCUCACGGUGGUGGUGGACCGGGCAUUGGGCCAAUCUGCUGUGCGGAGCAUCUCGCUCCGUACCUCCCCGGACACCCCUUGGCCUCCACGGGAGGAGAGCAGGCCAUCGACCCCAUCAGCGCUGCUCCCUUUGGCUCCGCCUCGAUCCUUACAAUCUCAUGGGCGUACAUCAAGCAGCUAGGCUGGUCUGGCUUGCGCCAAUCAAGCGCGGUAGCCCUGCUUGCAGCAAACUACAUGGCCGCCCGCCUCGCACCGCACUACAAGUUGCGCUACAAGAACGAGCGCAACCUUGUCGCGCACGAGUUUCUGCUGGACCUCGCGCCUUUCAGCGACCACGUCUCCGUCAGCGAUGUAGCUAAGCGCCUGAGCGACUACGGUUUCCAUGCUCCCACCUGCUCCUGGCCCAUCAGCACCGGCCUGCUCGUCGAGCCCACCGAGUCCGAAUCCCGUGAAGAGAUGGACCGUUUCGUUGAAGCGAUGAUUUCCAUCCGUCACGAGAUCCAGGAUAUUGUGGACGGCAAGUCCCACGCAAAGGACAAUGUCCUCAAGCGCGCCCCUCACACGGCAGCGGUGGUCAGCAGCGACGACUGGGACAGGAGCUACGCGCGCAGCCUGGCCGCGUACCCUGUCGAGGGUCUCAGGAGGAACAAGUUCUGGCCCGCAGCAGGAAGAUUGGACGAUGUGCAUGGAGAUCAGAACUUGGUCUGCGAGUGCGGAGAUGUGGCGCAGUAUGCUGAGCAGGAAGAGGGCAGCGCGACGAAGCGACCGUGAGGCAAUGACGAUGUCUCAUAGGCUGCUUAUGAUUCUCAACCCUCGGUCUCGAUCCAAAGCAAGCGCAUACAUGACGGACUCGCCACGGAACGGCGCGAGCCAGUACCCAGCUUUACUCCCUCGAUCUUCUCUUCUCUCUCCCGUACCACCCCUUUGUAGUCACCGUAGAUCACCCAGCAGCACGCUCAACGCGGCGCAAUCCCCCUUUUUCCCUCUUGCUCCGUAUUCUCGCACCGCCCCAUCAUAUCAUUUGUACCAUCGUUUCAACACACCCAAUGAAGAAGAAGAAUCAACCGCACACC
This is a messenger RNA of Jaminaea rosea, 3587 nucleotides long. Its product is annotated as putative GCV2-glycine decarboxylase P subunit. The record is from RefSeq and is a predicted model, not a curated record. Gene Ontology annotation, molecular function: glycine dehydrogenase (decarboxylating) activity; pyridoxal phosphate binding; glycine binding. Bases 64 to 3285 code for a protein of 1073 amino acids. Gene Ontology annotation, cellular component: glycine cleavage complex; mitochondrion. Gene Ontology annotation, biological process: glycine decarboxylation via glycine cleavage system. NCBI's taxonomy places the organism in Eukaryota, Fungi, Basidiomycota, Exobasidiomycetes, Microstromatales. The transcript has 2 exons.